AUGGUAGCCAGAACAAUAAGACAAAAUUCUCCAGAAUCAGCUUUCAGUGAUUUCACCUAUCAAUUCAACAACACCAUUGAAGGAAACCUAAUUGGGCACCUCAGAAGAUAUGGCCAAGCCACUCUGUACGAAUUAAUAGAGUGUGUGGCGAGCAAUAAGAAUCUCCGGACCAAACACUCAAAAAGAUAUAGAAACAAAAAUAUUGAAAAGCUAACUCUAUCAAAACUCGUAGCCAAGCAGCAUAUUUUCAUCGAAAACCAAAACGGUCUUUGGGCACUUGAUGUAAUUAUUAUUUAGGAAAAGGCUGCCACAGAAUAUGAGCAAAAAAAAAUUUUAGAGAUCAAGGAAAUAAAAGAAAAGAAGCAUGAAAUAAGGGCAAAAUUAAAUAAAAAAGAUAAAACCAAGCAAGAAAAAUUCAAAAUUUUUAACGAGUUGAUCGAUAUGGAUAUUUUUCUUAAGCUCGAGCAGCUUGAAGAAAUUUUAGAAUCUUCCAAUGAAAGUGCUCAAAAACAAAUUUUUGAAUUUUUUGAGCCUUUGUCUAUCACUAAUACAAUUUCUAACAGCUAA
Messenger RNA from Blepharisma stoltei, 567 nucleotides. Lineage: Eukaryota; Ciliophora; Heterotrichea; Heterotrichida; Blepharismidae. The record is from the annotation of a GenBank genome assembly.